Penicillium coprophilum is the source of this 4728-nucleotide messenger RNA. RefSeq lists its product as uncharacterized. Gene Ontology annotation, molecular function: protein binding. The record is from RefSeq and is a predicted model, not a curated record. The transcript has 2 exons. Lineage: Eukaryota; Fungi; Ascomycota; Eurotiomycetes; Eurotiales; Aspergillaceae. The coding region runs from base 1 to 4728 and encodes 1575 amino acids.
AUGGGAUCAGAAUACGGAGACAGACGCAAAUCCCUCGUGUCCAUCGCCACCACCAGGUCUCUUAUUACCCGGACCCUCACCCGCAGGGAUACCACCACCACUACUACGGACUGGCCUGACCAAGAGGCUAGCACUAAGGGUCCAAUCGGUCUCACCACCGUAUACAGCCCUCCUGAUGACAUAGUGGUCGACUUGAUAUUUGUCCAUGGGAUCAACGGGGGCUCUCAAAGCACAUGGACCAAGAAUGGAGAUCCAUCAUUAUUUUGGCCUCAAGAAUGGCUCCCUAAGGACCAAGCUUUCCAGGAUGUGCGAAUCCAUACUUUCGGAUAUGCUUCUGCCAUUGCGCAGGGGUCUGUUCUUAAUAUCCCGGAUUUUGCACGAUCCCUACUGUACUCUAUACAUGAUUCACCUGUCAUCCUGAGAGAGAGCAAGAUACCAUUGAUUUUGGUUGGUCACAGCAUGGGUGGACUCGUCAUCAAGAAGGCAUUCAUUUUUGCCCAUGAUAGUGAAGAUAUGAGGCCACUUGUUCGCAGAAUCUGCGCCAUAUUCUUCCUCGCAACGCCCCACCAAGGGGCAGAUCUUGCGCAGACCCUGAGUCGACUUCUACAGGUGGUUUCAGGGACCCGGGCAUUCGUACAGGACCUUUUUCCAGGAUCGCCUGCGCUAGAAUCGAUCAACGAAGAAUUCCCCCAGCUUUGUGGUGACCUACAACUCUUUUCGUUUUAUGAAAACAAACCGAUGAACUAUGUCUUUGGGCGAGGGCUCAUUGUAGACAAAAGCUCCGCGGUAAUGAACUACGUCAACGAAAGAAAGAUGUAUUUAAACGCGAAUCACCGCGAUGUCGCUCGUUUUGCGUCUACCAAUGAUCCUUCCUACCUUGCAAUUAGGAACUCACUGGCAGCAUACAUUGAGAGCAAACGGGGCUCCCAAAUAUCGCAGGGCCAAAGAGUUGAGGGGGAUCGACUGGAAGCCUUGAAUACAUUCCUUAGCCUAUCCGAAGCCCCAGAAGGGGACUUGAUGAGCCAAGAUGACAAUAGGAUUUUGGGCUCAUGUGAUUGGUUCCUACACAAACCCUCUUUCAAACGAUGGCAGGAUUCUUCCUGUUCCCAACUACUUUGGCUACGAGGGCGACCAGGUGCGGGAAAGACUGUUUUAACCAGUCACAUCAUUAACCAUCUGCGGGAAUCGGGGCAAGAUUGCUGUUUUUUCUUCUUCAAGGAGGAGGACAAAUCAAAAGUAUCCAUAAAUUCUUUCUUAAGAUCGUUGGCUUGGCAAAUGGCCCAGUUACACGGCGACAUUUUGUCAGCUGUAUUAGACGUUGCGGCGGCGUGGCAGGACGCAACAAUCAGCAAGUCGGACCAUAAUCCUGUUUGGCAAAGACUUUACCUCCGCGGUCUUCUCAAGAUUCGCUUGAUGAAGCAGCAAUACUGGGUAAUCGAUGCUCUGGAUGAGUGCAAGGCAGGCUCUGAGCUCAUGUCUUUGCUGGCAAAGGCCCAGGAGCUUUGGCCGUUGUCCAUCUUGGUGACCUCUCGAUAUCCAAUGACUUCUAUGGGGUUUACGAACCAGACAAUUGAAGUCGUAUCGGAGGUCAUCGGGGAGCAGGACACAAAGAAAGAUAUAUCACUUCUCCUGCAAGCCCAUAUUGAUUCACUGCCGUCAAGGAAUAUUGAUGAAAAAAAGGCUAUGGUGGACGACAUUACUGAGACGUCAAACGGUUGCUUCCUCUGUGUCGACUUGGUGCUGAAGGAACUCCAGCAAGCCAAUACAUCGGCCGAUAUCCGGAGAGUUUUGGCUAGCAGCUCUGAUAGCAUGGACAAUCUUUACAGCAAGAUUCUCAGCGAUAUGGCCAACACCCGAUUCGGGAAGGAUUUGGCAAAAUCUAUUCUUACCUGGACAGCCUGCUCUUUUCGGCCACUUUCAAUAGAUGAGAUAAACCAGGCCAUUGAGCUGGACAUAAGUGACCGCAUCAACGACGUUGAGCGCUCUAUCAACACAUGUUGUCGCAACAUCGCCUACGUUGACAGCCAGAAAAUGGUCCGGUUAAUCCAUUCGACAGCGCGAGAUUUCCUCCUACGUCAGAACAGCGUUCCAGAGUUCGAAAUUUCAAAGUCACAUGCGCACAGGCAGAUUGCUCUAGCAUGUCUCCAGUACCUCUCCAGCAGCGAGAUGAAAGCUCCUCGGUCAAGAAAAUUGAGUCUCUCCACACAGGUCGAGAAGAAGUCCCCGUUCGCAGAUUAUGCAUGCAAGUUUGUCUUCAAACACUUGACUUUGGCUAGAUCAACGGAUGAGGAUAUUUUCGUCGCCCUGGCGAAGUUUCUCAUGUCACCUAAUAUCCUGAGUUGGAUUGAAUAUCUUGCCAGACAUGGAGAUCUGCAAUUAGUGUUUCAUGCCGGGAAGGCCAUCGACAACCUGUUAACUCGGCGUUCCCAACAUACACCCCCAAUGGGUCUGAAGAAAGAUCUUCGGCUCAUCCAAGAGUGGGGAAAUGAUAUGGUUCAUCUCAUAACUAGAUUUGGUCACCAACUUUCUCUCCACCCGUUGUCAAUCCACCACCUCAUACCCCCAUUCUGUCCCCGCGAUUCGACUGUGCGUCGGCUAUUUGGCUCAUCGCCUAGAGGGCUAUCUGUGCAUGGUUCAUCUUUGCAUACUUGGGAUGACUGCAUGGCCACUAUAUCACAUUCCAAUUCGUGGCAGAUCAUGAGCGUGGCGACAUCAAACAAGUACAUGGCUAUGGGCAUGGCAAAUGGGAAAAUCAUCUUUUACGAUAGUACCACGUGCCAGGAAUGCAAUGCUAUUCAGCAGCAAGGAGCGGUGUUGCAAUUGACAUUUGGGGAGAGCGGAAACUAUCUCGCGUCGGCCGGUGUAAAAUCAAUAUCUGUAUGGAACUUGGAUUCCUGGUCCAAGAUUUGCACGCUCCCAGUCUCAGCAAUAUGCAUCGCCCUGACAUUCACGGAAAAUGACCGUUUUCUACUUGGUGCAUUGAAGAACAAUCAAUUGCUAUACUGGGAUGUCCAAAAUGGCGGUAUCAUCCAGAACGAGCCUACCAAUUGGACGCAGGAUUUUGAAAAGCGUGAUAUCCAAUUCAGGCAACCUACGGGCGCAGCGUUCUGCCCUCAUCAAAGACUCCUGGCAAUUAUCUAUCGCGGGGAGUAUCUGAUCCUGUGGGACUUUGAGCUAGAACAGAUCCACGACGUCUAUGAGAAGGAGUCCGGGUCGCUAUAUGAGUCGUUGAAAGAAAGCAACGGAAGCACAACGGUUUGGACUCUAGCCUUCAGCCCUGCUGUUGACGCAAAUAUUCUUGUUGCGGCUUACUCAGAUGGAGAUACUAUGGUGUACGAUACCUCAUCCGGUGGUGUUAGAGGUGCUCUACGGGGGGUGAAUGCUCACGCGCUGGCGUGCUCCCCAGACGGCCGCACAUUAGUAACUGCCGACUCGCAGGGCACAAUUCAGUUGUACGAUAUGGAAACGCUUAAAAUGAUUUAUCGGCUAAACUUUGACGGGGACCCGUUUGGAUCCGAGAUCCUCACCUUCACUUUGGACAAUACUCGACUCCUUGACGUUCGGGCCCACCAAUGCCGGAUCUGGGACCCUGCAGUGUUACAGAGACAGGAUAUUGACGACAUAAACAGUGACACGGUAUCCGUCUCAACUAACGCACAGGAGAUAGACUACCGCAUUUUGGAAACCGUAAGCAUCACUUCGAUUAUCUGCGUUCGAUCUGCCUCGAUUGUCUUCUGUGGAAAGGAGGAUGGGUCCGUACAUGUCUACGACAUUGCGUCUGAACUUCAGAGCCAGCAACUGUUUGUACAAACUCCUGGGAUACCGAUCAAUUUCCUCCACUUUGACGAGGGUAUUCUCACAUGCGCAGACUCGGCCAGUCACGUCGUAAGCAGGAGGCUUAUGCGACUGCCACGAUCGAGAUGGAGUGUUCAAGGGCCUUUUCUGGAUCUAUACAUUGAAGCAGGUAUACAGCAACUGCUUGCAUGCAACAAACACUCUAGGCUUCUUGUAACUACCGAAACUGAGGAUACUCUUUGGGAUCUAGUUGACUCUAGAAACAAGACUCCUCUCGUUCGCAAGGAGGUCAAAGGCAGAAGAUAUUGGACUCAGAGUGCCUCGUGUCCCGAUCAUCUGCUUCUUGUAAUGCCCACAGGGGCAUUGGCAUACAACUGGACCUCUCUGGAAUGCCUCAACACUGUUUCUCUGGAUCAUCUGCUUCAACCCUCGACAGUGAUCGAUCGCGUGAUCCCUCUCCACGACCCCCGUUUCUUUGCAACAAUAACAAAGGACGCCUCAACCACUCAGUCCUCUGAGCCACAAAUACAUGUGUGGGAUUUCAGAAACUUCAUUUCGGACAACGUGAUCCAAUCCCCCGUGCACAGCUUUGAUGCUGUAUCAUCAAGAGUCGAGACACUUAUUGGGGCGCUUGAUGAACGACUAGUAUAUCUUGACAUUGACCGCUGGGUUUGCUCCGUCAAUCUAAAAAAGAGGGAGGAGCCUAUGAUACGACACUUUUUUAUUCCUAAUGACUGGAUUGGUUCCACCGGUCAAUUGCUACUGGAUCUUGGGCGUAAAGGCGAAAUCAUCUUUGUCAAACUAAAUGAGCUUGUCAUCAUCAAGCGAGGCCUUGAUUUCACACACCAAGGCAGUUCUGAUGGGCCCAGAAAGGGAAGUUUGACUCUCAGACAGGAUGAGCUAUUUGGGCCUUCCUCCUCAGGCUCAGUAUAG